This is a messenger RNA of Rotaria sp. Silwood2, 1410 nucleotides long. Lineage: Eukaryota; Metazoa; Rotifera; Eurotatoria; Philodinida; Philodinidae. The record is from the annotation of a GenBank genome assembly.
AUGCAUUUGCGUAUUUCUCGUUUACGUUUCGUACUCGUACGAUGUUGUUUUUUAUUAAUUACAUUAUUAUUUUUAUUAGAAAUUAAAAUAUUUUUAAAAAAUGAUAAUACAUUGAAUAGAAGUCCAAUGGAAAUAUUAUAUUGGGAAAACUUAGUAAAACAAGAUCAAUUAUUAACAAAUGAACAACGAAUUGAACACAUUGUAUUAGUUGAAAAACAAAGAAAGAAAAAUGAACUUAAUUGGACAAAUAUAUUUGAUGAUAUUUACAGAAGAAAAAUUGAAAAACUUAAUCAAAGAGAUAUGAACAAUGUAUAUAAAUAUAGUGUAAUAGAAAAUGUACAACAUAUUUCACAAACAACAUUUGAAAUAUUCGAAGAAACUCCUGUUUUUCAACGUCCUAAAUUUUGUUCAUCAACACAUAUUUUUCAUUCACAAUGUCCAUAUAAAAAUUGUCUAUGGAAUUGUAGAAAAUCUCCAAUUAAUUAUGAAAAUAUCCGUCGAGCUAAUGUAUUUCAUCAUGUUGAUAUAAAGCCUGAAGAAAUGUAUGAAAAACAAAAACAUCGUUCUCAUAAUGAUAUAUGGGUAUUAUGGAUAGAUGAAGCUAAUCGUCAAAUAGAACAUUUAAAUGAAUAUAAAUUUAAUUGGACAUUAAGCUUUCGACAAGAUUCCGAAAUAUCAAUUGGUACAUAUGGUUUAUUAAUUCCUAAUGAUGAUGAUAAUAAAAAUUUUUAUUUCAAUAAUAAGUCAGAUUUAUUACUUUCAUCAGAUUUUCUUUAUAUUUUAACAAAUCAUAGUAUAUUAAUAACGGAUUUUAUGUUAGAAAAUUAUAUUUUAACUAAUUAUCGUUAUCGUUUUAAACAUGCCUUAUGGUUUGUAUCGAAUUGUGAACCAAAACAACGUCUUAAAUAUUAUGAACAAUUAAAAAAAUAUUUUCCUAUACAUGCCUAUGGUCUAUGUAUAAAUAAUGAAGAAAAUAUAUGUAAUAAAAACGAUCAAUGUGAAAUGGAACAAUUUCGUUUAGCACUCUUUUAUUUAGCAUUUGAAUCUCAAACAUGUACAGAUUAUAUAACAGAAAAAUUUUGGCGUGCACUUCAUUAUGGAAUGAUUCCAAUUGUAUUUGGACCACGAAAACAAUCAUAUUUAGACUUAGGUAUACCGAACUCGGCUUUUAUACAUGUUGAAGAUUUUAAAUCAGCUAAACAAUUAGGUAAAUAUUUACAUAAGAUUGCAAAUGAUUAUUUUCUUUAUCGAAAUUAUUUUCAAUGGAUAAAUCAAUAUCAAAUUUUUUAUCAAACAUAUGAUCUUGAACCAAUACGUAUGUGUGAAUUAUGUAUGAGACUUAAUAUGCAAGAUAAAAAUGAACAUCGAUUUUAUACGAAUAUUCAUCAAUGGCAUCGAAAUGAAUGUUAA